Messenger RNA from Drechmeria coniospora, 2259 nucleotides. RefSeq lists its product as uncharacterized. The transcript has 5 exons. NCBI's taxonomy places the organism in Eukaryota, Fungi, Ascomycota, Sordariomycetes, Hypocreales, Ophiocordycipitaceae. Gene Ontology annotation, biological process: regulation of DNA-templated transcription. Gene Ontology annotation, molecular function: transcription cis-regulatory region binding; zinc ion binding; DNA-binding transcription factor activity, RNA polymerase II-specific. The record is from RefSeq and is a predicted model, not a curated record. Gene Ontology annotation, cellular component: nucleus. Bases 1 to 2259 code for a protein of 752 amino acids.
AUGGCCGACGAACCGCACAAGGCCCAUGCGUCCGAGCAACGCAAGCUUCCCACCGCCAAAUGGGGAGCCGCCUGCGCUCCGUGUGCGGCCGCCAAGGCCAAGUGCAUCCGGACGGAUGAAACGCCGGGAUCCAAGUGUGACAGAUGCCGACGCCUGCUCAAGGACUGCUCCGGCCAGGUUCAUCGACCUCGAAAGAAGAGGCAGUCGAACAAGCCAUCACGAACCGCCCAGAUCGAGGAGAGGCUCAACGGGCUCGUCAACCUCCUUCACGCGUCCGGCGAGCUGAACAGCAGGUCGUCGUCGACAUCACCCCGAAACCCCAAGCCCGAAAACUCCCACUCGGACCGGCACACGCCGCGCCUGAGCGAGCCCGUCUCCCCGCCGUCGGACCUCCCCUCGUGGGCCAUCCCGGACGCGUACAACGAGAACGCCGUGUCGACGUGCAUCUGCCGUCCGGAAGUAGGCGCCGCCCCUCCGCCGCCGGACUCGGACUCGGUCCUCCUCGACAUCUACCGCAAUGACAUGCAGCCCAUCUACCCCUUCGUCAUCGUCCCCCCCUCCUGCACCGCCCAAGUCCUGCAAGCGACGAGGCCGUUCCUCAUGUCGGCCAUACGGAUGGUGUCCUCCUUCCGGAGCUUGAGGUCCAUGAGAGCGCAAAUGUGCCACCUGAUGACGCACAUUGCGGACCACAUGCUUGUGCGCUCGGCACGGUCCUUGGAUCUCCUCCAGGGUAUCAUCGUCAUGCUCGGCUGGUACCAGUACCACUGCUUCAUGCACGCCCAGAUGAACAACCUGCUCUCCUUGGCCAUGAGCCUCCUCGCCGAUCUCGGCUUGAACAAACCACCGGGCCUCCGCGAGCAGACGACGCUCAUGGUGGCGAGACCCGUCGAGCCGGCAGGCCGCACCAACGAGGAGCGACGAGCCUAUGCGGCCGUCUGGUUUCUGACUUCAGCCAUGGCGACGACGAUGGGUAGGCUGGAGCCGAUGCGAUACUCUCCGUACCUGCACCAAUGUGUCGCCGAGCUCGAGGCGAGCAAUGAGUACGCGACGGACGCGACACUCGUCUUUCUCGUCCGGAUACAGCACCUCACCGAGCGAAUAUUUGACCUCAACGCCAAGGACAAGACGCCGGAGACGAUGCCGGGCAUCCCCACGGCACCCGAGUCUGCCUACAUCUACGCCUUCCAGAAUGAGCUGGAGCGCAUUCGCAACAGCCUCCCGCAGAAUCUUCAGAUGGACACCACCGUUCAGGUCUACCUCAACACCGCUGCUCUGCGGCUGUACGAACCUCCCGUCGCCGACAUGGCGCUCAUACGACAGCUCUCGGAAUCGCUCACCGUCGGCACCGUCGGCGCCGGCACGCCGCUCGACAAGAUUUACCUGACGAGCGCGGCGCUGAGGAUGUGGUUUGAAAACUGGCUAUCCCUCCCCGUCUCGAGCUACUACCGCCAGCCGACGGCCAUCGCCGCCCAGCUGGUCUACGCCCUCACCAUGCUUGGACGCUGGGCGAAGCUGGCGACGCCGAGGACCAUGUACGAAGGCGGCACCCCGAUGCCCGGCUGUCUGACUCCUGGCAACGCGAACCUCGCCGCCUUCAACGCUGACCUCGGCCAGCAGCCGCCGCCGCCGCCGCCGCCGAGCGGCGAAGGCGCCGGCAUGGGGACCUCGCCCUCCCUCCACCGCCGUUGUCAUGGCAAGGACCGGUGCGCGCGCGAGGCGGAACCCGGACUGCCGGCCGCCGUCGGCGCGCUCCAGUCUCAGCUCCAGACGCAACCGGGUCUGACCGUCAACAUCCCCGAAAUCCUGUCGGCCAUGUGCAGCCGCUUCGAGCAGGUCAACUCGACCUUCCAGGUGGCAUCCGGCGCCGGCCAUGCCGACAGCAACAACGUCUGGAGCCUCAGCGCCCUCAAGGUUCGCAUCACCCGCGUCAAGCUCGAGCGCUGGGCCGAGCUCGUCUCCGCCGGAGCCGAGGCGCACCAGCGGGAGAACAGGGCGCCGCCGCCGCCCAACCCGACGGCCGCCGCCGGGCAGUGGCGAGGCUCGUACCCCCAGCAAGUCGGCGCCGCCGCCGCCGUCAUGGACCCCGGAGACGUGCAGUUCGGCAGCCUCGCGCAGGAUCAGACGCAGAUUCAAAACUUUCUAGGCAGCACCCCUUGGACGAGCGAUUUGCUCGACGGCAUAGACCCGACCGUUUGGUUCGACGGAUACCUGGACUGGGGCGCCGUGAUAAUGAACUCGAUGGGGACGGUGGAACAGUGA